Oryza sativa Japonica Group (Japanese rice) is the source of this 1945-nucleotide messenger RNA. NCBI's taxonomy places the organism in Eukaryota, Viridiplantae, Streptophyta, Magnoliopsida, Poales, Poaceae. The record is from RefSeq and is a predicted model, not a curated record.
GGAAAAACAGAGCAGAGUAUCUGUAUGGCCGCCGCCGCUUCCGAGCUCCACUUCGCCGGAGACGCGCAACCCGCGGCGGCGGCGGCGCUGAUCGCCGGCGAGAUAUCACCUUCCACAUGACUCUUCAGAUGGCUCGCAAGAGGCACCCACCCAGGCACCCAGCGCUGAGGAGGUCGUCGGAGCCGCAGCCCGGCGGGAAGCAUCUCAGGCGACGGGCUCGUACCUUGCACCUCCGCUGUGUAUUGGUACUGACAUAAUCGGCUGCAAAGUGGAACAUUCAGAUGUUCUAAUGCAUCCUAAUACCCAUGGAAGCUGGGGUGUUACGCAUGAUGAUAGAGGUGUACCACAUUCUGAAGCUAUCAUACACGAAACUCCAAACAGAAAGAAUGUACACAAGACAGAGAGAAGACAUGCCGAGGCCUAUAAAUACUUCACGAGUUCACAUCCCCUUCUGCACUCAAACCAUCCCAAUGAACAGAGUUUCAAAAGAGAAAGAAGUAUAGCCCUUCAGGCUGUCACAGCACUUGUGUCUAAGAGCUCCACCUCCAUCACACCAUGACUGCAAGGUUGGCACUGCUCGCCAGCCUUCUUCUCCUGCUCCAACUGGUGCCGCCAUCCUCUGCCGUGGUGUUGGAGCUCCACGGUAACGUCUACCCUAUUGGCCAUUUCUUCAUCACCAUGAACAUCGGCGACCCGGCAAAAUCCUACUUCCUGGACAUCGACACCGGCAGCACCCUCACCUGGCUGCAGUGCGACGCCCCCUGCACGAAUUGCAACAUUGUACCACACGUGCUGUACAAGCCAACCCCAAAGAAGCUGGUGACCUGUGCCGACUCACUCUGCACUGACCUGUACACUGAUCUGGGCAAGCCCAAGAGAUGUGGAUCCCAGAAGCAAUGUGACUAUGUGAUUCAGUACGUCGACAGUUCAUCCAUGGGCGUGCUCGUCAUCGACAGGUUCUCCCUCUCAGCAAGCAACGGCACCAAUCCUACUACCAUAGCCUUCGGCUGUGGGUACGACCAGGGGAAGAAGAAUCGCAAUGUGCCCAUACCGGUAGACAGCAUCCUCGGGCUCAGUAGAGGCAAGGUUACGCUGCUCUCGCAGCUCAAGUCCCAGGGGGUGAUCACCAAACAUGUCUUGGGCCAUUGCAUCAGCUCAAAAGGUGGGGGUUUCCUCUUCUUUGGGGAUGCCCAGGUGCCAACUUCAGGUGUAACCUGGACCCCCAUGAACAGAGAACAUAAGUACUACUCUCCUGGGCAUGGAACCUUGCACUUCGAUUCAAAUAGCAAGGCGAUAAGCGCGGCACCAAUGGCAGUGAUAUUUGACAGUGGUGCCACAUACACCUACUUUGCUGCGCAGCCAUACCAAGCGACUCUCUCAGUGGUGAAAUCCACUCUCAACAGCGAAUGUAAGUUUCUUACCGAGGUGACAGAAAAAGAUCGGGCUCUUACUGUAUGCUGGAAAGGGAAGGAUAAAAUCGUAACUAUCGAUGAAGUCAAGAAGUGCUUCAGAUCACUGUCUCUGGAAUUCGCCGAUGGCGAUAAGAAGGCCACUUUGGAGAUCCCACCUGAGCACUACCUCAUUAUCUCUCAAGAGGGCCAUGUGUGCUUGGGCAUCCUUGAUGGAUCGAAGGAGCAUCUGUCGUUAGCUGGAACAAACUUAAUUGGAGGAAUUACAAUGCUGGAUCAGAUGGUCAUAUAUGACAGCGAGAGAUCGCUGCUCGGAUGGGUCAAUUAUCAGUGCGAUAGAAUUCCCCGUUCUGAGUCUGCGAUCACUUCGCGUCUCUGAAUGAACUGAAAACCAGAAUACAGGGAGGAUAGAUGGAAACAGAAAGGGACAUUCAUAUCUUAGAAAAGAAAUGAAUGAUAAAGCAUGUAUGCUUCUGCCCAUAAAUAAUGAAAUGAAGUAAUAUUUUAGCAUAUGUGAUUUACACCGGGUUUCUAAA